CAAUAGAACCUAAUGAAUGUGAAGAUGAUGAUGCUUGUUCAGGAAAUUCUGUUUGUAGACCAGACAAAGAUGGAGUAAAGAAAUGUGUAGAUGUCUGUAAGAAUGUACAGUGUGGUCCAAAUGCUGUGUGUAAUAAGGACAGUCAUCCUGCAGCUUGUAAUUGUUUAUCUGGUUUCUUUGGAGACCCUAAAGACCCAAAACGAGGAUGUCAGCCACCUCAUAUUUGUGAAGAUGACAAUAGCUGUCUUGCUAGCCAGUUGUGCAAACCUGAUGAAAAUGGAGUUAAAAAGUGCUUUGAUGUUUGUGAGAAGACUAGGUGUGGGCCUAAUGCAGAAUGUAUUGGUAAAAAUCAUAAACCUGAAUGCCAAUGCUUACCUGGCUUUAGUGGAAUCCCAACAGACCUUAGUAAAGGUUGUGAGGCUGUUCCAGAAGACAAAUGUCAAAAGAAUGAUGACUGUUCUGAAGAGGAGGUGUGUCAGCCUACGGAAUCUGGAAUUAAGGAUUGUAUGGGUACCUGCUCCAAAAGGAAAUGUGGUCCAAAUGCUCAGUGUCUAGGUGUAGGGCACACUUCAAUCUGUGAAUGUUUAUCUGGUUUCUCAGGUGAUCCAAAUGACGAAAUUAAUGGUUGCAAACGUGACAUUUGCACAACAGAUGAUGAUUGCCUGCCAAGUCAAGUGUGCCAUAAGGAGAGUUUACAAGAAAUUAAAGAUUGUGUUGAUGUUUGUAAGGACAAACAGUGUGGUUCCAAUGCAGAAUGCAUUGCAUCUAACCAUCAAGCUCAGUGUACUUGUAAACCUGGUUUUGAAGGUGAUGGUAACAAUCUACAAAAGGGCUGCUUGCCUCUUGACAAGUGCAAAACUAAUGGACAAUGUCCAGACAAAGACAUUUGCAAACUUAAUGAAAAUGGAAUUAAAGAUUGCAUACCUGCAUGUUUGGGAAUGCUGUGUGGCCCCAACACUGUAUGUACAGCUUCCAAUCAUAGGGCACAGUGCACCUGUCAACCUGGAUAUACCGGAAACCCCUAUGAUCAAGAUACUGGCUGUUCUUCCAUCCCACCCCAUGUAUGUGAUACUGAUGACUCUUGUCCUCCUAAUGCAGUUUGUCGACCAGCAAGUGAUGGCAUUCGAAAUUGUUAUGAUGCCUGUGCAGAAACUGUGUGUGGACAAAAUGCUCAGUGCAUCUCUACUAAUCACCAUCCUGUAUGUACCUGCAUCGAAGGUUUUAAUGGUGACCCAUACAAUCAAACAGUUGGAUGUGUAGUUCCACAUCAAUGUGAUGCUGAUGAAAACUGUGAUCCUGAUAAAGUUUGUCGUGAAGACUUGGAUAAAGUUAGAAAAUGUGUUUUGAUCUGUGUAUAUGCCAAGUGCAAACCCUCAGCUACAUGUCAAGCAAACAGCCAUCAAGCUGUAUGUGUGUGUCCUGAAGGAACAACUGGAGAUCCAAGUGAUGUCUGUACAUCCUUGCCAAAUGUCUGUGAAGAUGACUCUGACUGUAGUGAAAAUGAUGUUUGUCGACCAACUGAAAUUGGCACCUUGGAUUGUUUUGAUGCAUGUAAUUUUAUCACAUGUGGACCUAAUGCAAUGUGUAAACUUGAAAACUCGGAGAUUAUCUGUGAAUGCAAACCAGAUCACAAAGGAGAUCCAUAUAAUCUUGUGAAUGGAUGUAAACCACCUACUAAUGAUGAAUGUGAACAGGAUACAGACUGUAAACAUUCUCAAGAUGUAUGUAAACCUGAUAAUAGUGGGAUUAAACAUUGUGUUGAUGCUUGUCGAUUUGCUUCAUGUGGGGCUAACAGUGAUUGCAUAGUGAUUGAUCAUAUACAUCGAUGUCAGUGUAAACCAGGAUUUGUAAAAGAUCCAAACAAUUUUCUUGCCUGUAUUCCUCAAGAACCAGAUCAGUGUAAGGAAGAUAAUCAGUGUCCAACCUUCCAGAACUGUAAACCUAAUAAUCUAGGAACACUUAAGUGUGCAGAGAUCUGUAUAGACUUUACAUGCAUACCAAAUUCAGAGUGUAUUGCUAUCAACCACAAAGGACAGUGUAAAUGUAAAGAAGGAUACACAGGGGAUCCCAACAAACGAGAUGGAUGUGCCCCUAUCAUUCAGCAUGAAUGUGAGACAAGUAAUGACUGUUUGUCCAUGAGUCAUGAUUGUCAAGCUGAUUCUGAAGAUGUAAGAAGAUGCGUGGAUGCUUGUGAACAUUUCCAUUGUGGCCCUAAUGCUGUUUGUGUAGCACAAAACCACAAUGCUGAGUGUUUAUGUCCACCUGGUUUGUUUGAUGGGGACCCAUAUGACCUAGCACAGGGUUGUCAAAAAGUGGAAUGUCUAAAGGAUGAACACUGUGACAGCAACAGAGCUUGUGCACAUCAGCAUUAUUGCUAUGAUCCAUGUGUGAACAAUUGUGCAGUUCAUGCUGUCUGCUUGGUUGAGAAUCACAAGGCUGUUUGCCAUUGUCGUCCUGGAUACACAGGUGACCCAUAUUCUCGUGGUUGUGAGAGCAUAAAGUUCUGUGAAUCAGAACCUUGCCAUUCAUCAGCCAAGUGUGUAAAUGUUCCUGGAAGUUAUAGGUGCCACUGUCCUCCAGGAUAUCUGGGUAAUCCUUACAAUAAUGGUUGUCGUCAUCCUAAUUCUUGUCCAAAUGGAGAUUCUGACUGCCCAACAGAUUUAGCAUGUAUAGAUCACCCAACUGGAGAACUGCUCUGCAAAAACCCUUGUGAUCAAGCCAACUGUGGACGUAAUUCAGAAUGUCAAGUUAUUGACCAUGUAGCAACAUGUUCUUGUCCAGAUAAUUUUCAUGGAAAUCCCACAGCUAGUGAUGAGUGUGUGCGAGUGUCUCAAAACUGUUCCAUUACAGAAGAGUGUGAUUCUAACCAAGCUUGUAUAAGUAAACAGUGUAGACUGUUUUGUACUCGGGAUAAAGAGUGUGCCAGUGGAGAAAGAUGCAUUGACAAUCACUGUGUUAUACCCUGCUUUACUCACAGUAACUGCCCACUUGGUGAAGCCUGUAUCCUCGAUGGCUUCUGCCAAAUUGGAUGCAGAGAAAAUAGUGAUUGUGAUCUAUCUAUGGCCUGUAUCCAGAACAAGUGUGAGAAUCCUUGCAAGAUUGUAGGAGUGUGUGGACCAAAUACCAAAUGUAAUGUAAGAAACCAUGAAGCAGAUUGUACUUGCCCUCCAGGUUUUGAAGGAAAUCCAUUACCAGUGCUUGGCUGCAAACGUACAGUCAGUGUUUGUUCUCCUGCAACUUCCUGUACACCUCCCAUGAUUUGUGUAAUGGAGCGCUGUCGUCCCCCUUGUGAUAAGUGUGUUGAAGGAGAAAAAUGUGUUGAGAAUGUUUGCAUGGUUUCCUGUAUAAGUGAUAGUAACUGUCUGACAGGAGAGAUAUGCAUUAACCAAUACUGCCAAGUGGGUUGUCGUAGCAACGUUGAUUGCCAUUUGAAUGAAUUAUGUGAUUCCAAUAGAUGCACAUGUAAGGCUGGGUUUCAACUUACUGCAAGUGGAUGUACAGACAUUGAUGAAUGCAGGUCGAAUCCAUGCCAUCAAACUGCCAUAUGUGAGAACUCCCCUGGCAGCUACUAUUGCAGAUGCCGCACAGGAGAAAUUGGGGAUGGAUUUAAAGGGUGCCAUAGCCCAGGAGAAUGCCCAAAUGGGAACACUGAUUGUCCACCCAAUAGUGCUUGUAGUCACGAUGCAAAUGGGAUUCCGUUGUGUGUCAAUCCAUGUGAUGAAUCACCUUGUGGUCCUAAUGCUGAAUGCACUGUUUACAACCAUAAACCUGAAUGUUUCUGUCCCAAAAAUGGUCUUUUUACUGGAAACCCUUAUGAUAAGCAGAAAGGGUGUUUUAAAGUUGACUGCCUUCAUGAUUUAGACUGUGCUGCUGAUCACUACUGUUUAAACUUUAAAUGUAAAAGUCCAUGUAAUAAUACUGUUAACUGUGGACCUCAAGGGACUUGUGUGGUCAGAAAUCAUCAGGCAAUGUGUCGAUGCCAAACUGGUUAUGAGAAUAACAAUCAACUGACAUGCAUUGAUAAAAACGAAUGCCAGCUGAACCCAUGCCAUUCCACUGCCAUUUGUGAGAAUGUACCAGGGAGCUAUAUAUGCAAAUGUCCUGUUGGACUUGUGGGGAAUCCAAAAAUCCCUCCAGGAUGUCAUGAUCCCAACAUUUGUUACAAUGGAAACAGUGACUGCCUAGACACAGCUGCUUGUGUAUUGGUUGAAGGAGUACCUUACUGUAAAGAUCCUUGUGAUGAUCCAACAUCAUGUGGUGCUAAUGCUAGUUGUAAAGCAGUCAAUCACCAAUCUGUUUGCUCUUGUUCUUUUGGCUUCACAGGAAAUCCAGAAAUCCGCUGUAUGAAAGUGGAAUGCAUUAAGAGCCAAGAGUGUCAUAAUGAUGAAGUUUGUCUACGACAUCGGUGUGUUGAUGCCUGUCUUGGUCAAACAGUCUGUGGUGAAAAUACCAUUUGUAUUGCACAAGACCACAGCAGCAUUUGUAGAUGUCAAAAUGGAUAUUAUGGAGAUCCUGUUGUUGGCUGCAGAGAAAUUAUACAAUGUAUUGAAGAUCAAGACUGCCCUAGUGGGGAGUUCUGUUAUAAUGGUGGAGUAUGCAGAGUGACAUGUAACUCCAAUCGAGACUGUGGACCUAAUGAGCGUUGUGCUGAAGGAAAAUGUAUAACUAUAUGCCAAGGUAACAGUGAAUGUCCUGAAGGUCAAGCUUGUGUUGAUGAAAAGUGCACCAACGUUGAUAGAUGUAGCUCCAAUGCUGAUUGUGAGUUCACUGAGGUUUGUCGCACAAAUAGCAAAGGCUAUGAUGAAUGUCAAGAUCCUUGUGCCACAGAACUUUGUGGACGCAAUGCUGUUUGUGUAACUCAGGACCGUUCUGCUAUCUGCAAGUGUCCACCCAACUUUGUUGGGAACCCACUAGAUGAUAUCAUUGGCUGUCAGAAAGCUGACUGUAUCACACAUGAACAUUGUAAACAAGAUAAAGUUUGUCAAAACAGCUCAUGUGUUGAUCCUUGCAGUCUUCACCCACUCUGUGGAGAAAAUGCUUAUUGUAUCUCUCAGAGUCAUGCAGCAAUUUGCCGAUGUCGUAAUGGUUAUGAAGGUGACCCAUUGUCUGGCUGCCAAAUGAUUGACCACUGUAUCAAACGCCCAUGUCACCCAACAGCAAUCUGUGAAAACCGUUUUGGAGGUUAUGAAUGUCAGUGUCCACCAGACAAGAGUAUAGGAAACCCAUAUAACCAUCCUGGGUGCCGAGGACCUAAUGAAUGUCCUAGUGGAAACAUUGAUUGUCCACCAUCAGCUGCUUGUGUUUCCAAUGGUCUGAAUACUCCAGUAUGUAAAAACCCUUGUCAACUUUCUAACAACUGUGGGCCUAAUGCAGUUUGCAAGGUUGAGAAUCACCGGGCUCUUUGUGAGUGUCCUGAGCUAUUUAGUGGUGACCCUGAAGAUUCCAUCCGAGGCUGUGUUAGAGUGCCAAGUGUAUGUGAAAAUGACAGGGAAUGCCCUGCUGGUUUUGAAUGCAGUAGCCAAUUCUGUAAACCUACUUGUGAAUCCAUUCAAGACUGUGCAGUUGGAGAAUUCUGUGUUCAAGGUAUUUGUGUACAGGGUUGUCAAAAGGACAGCUGGUGCUUCAAAGGGGAGAUUUGUGUCGCUGGGAAAUGCCUAGUUGGCUGCCACUUUGAUGCAGACUGUACUUCAAAAGAAUCUUGUGUGCAAAAAAAAUGUCAAGACCCUUGUGAAAGCAUCAAUGUCUGUGGCACCAAUGCCCUAUGCAGAGUUGAGAACCAUAAUCAUCAGUGCAUCUGUCCACCAGGUUUUUCUGGUGACCCUCAAGAGAAAUGUGUUAGAGUUCCUUCAAACUGUGCCAGCAUUGCUGAUUGCCCUUUCAAUCACUUCUGUAUUAGGGGACAGUGUCUAGUGGAAUGUAGCAAAGAUGAUGACUGUGCUGUAGGUGAAAAAUGUUUUAACAACCACUGUGUGGAACUCUGCCACAGUGACAGUAACUGCAAACAAAAUGAAAUUUGUGUGAGCAAUCACUGUGAAGUUGGUUGUCGAGCUGGUGAACAGUGUCCAGAUCAAUUGGCUUGUGUUAGAAACCAGUGUAGAGAUCCCUGUGAAGGCAGUGCCACUUGUGGACCCAAUGCAAAAUGUAAGGUUGUAAAUCAUCGACCUGUUUGUUUUUGUCCUCCCAAUUUUGUUGGUCGACCCAAUGCUAAUGUUGGCUGUAUCAGAGUGACUACUCCCUGUAAUGAUAACACACAGUGUCCAUUGGGGUAUUAUUGUUUUAAUGGAUUCUGCAGAGUGGCUUGUAGCACAAACAAGGACUGUGCAGUAAAUGAAAAAUGUUCCAGUGGCCGUUGUAUCAUCCAGUGUUUACAAGAUCGAGAUUGUCCAUCAGGAGAGAUUUGUGAACAAAAUCUAUGUCGAAUUGGUUGCAGAGGAGACAGUGACUGUCCAUUUAAUGAGGCCUGCAUCAGCAAUCAAUGUCACAAUCCAUGUGAUAAUGUUAGUAUUUGUGGAACCAAUGCACUUUGCCAGGUAACCAACCAUUUGAUUGACUGUGUGUGUCCACCAGAGCUCACAGGGGAUCCCAGGGAAGAGUGUAAUAGAGUAUCAACAACUUGUUCUAGUGACAAUGAAUGUGGGCCUGGAAAAUAUUGUGAAGCAUCGAUGUGCACAAUUGCUUGCAGUAGUGAUACUGAGUGUUUAGACAAUGAGAAAUGUAUAGACCACCGAUGCAGUGUUAUUUGCACAAGUGAUAAUAAUUGUCCAGAUGGAUAUAUCUGUGAAAAAGGACAGUGUAGCCCUGGCUGUAGGAAUGACUAUGAAUGCCCCCUAACAGAUACCUGCAUCAAUCUACUGUGCAUCAACCCAUGUAGCAGUCCAACAGCUUGUGGCACAAAUGCUCAGUGCCAACCAGUAGACCACCAGCCUUUCUGUAUCUGUCUUCAUAAUUAUACUGGUGACCCAAGAGUUGAAUGUAUCAAAGUGGAUUGCUUUAUUGAUUCUGAUUGUGGUGCUUCAGAAAUAUGCCAGAAUUACCAGUGUACUGAGGGUUGCAGGUCUGAUAACAGUUGUCCAACUGAUAAGGUAUGCAGUAGGAGGAAGUGUGUGGAUCCUUGUAGGUUCAGUGAGACCUGUGGAGUUCAUGCAGUAUGUAAAACAGAAUCUCAUGAAUUGUCAUGUAACUGCCCUUCUGGAUUUUUUGGAAAUCCCCUUAUAGAAUGUGUUGAAGACAUUAAUGGCUGUUCUGUUUCUGCUGAUUGUGAGAAAGAAAAAGUUUGUGAAGACAACAAAUGUGUCAGUAUUCGAGAGGAAUGUGAAAAUGAUAGUCAAUGUCAGCUUGGUGAGAUAUGUCAAUUGACCAAAUGUUUUGAGGGAUGUCGUAGUAAUGCCAACUGUCCCUUUGACCAAAUUUGUAUCUCUGGUCAUUGCCAAAACCCAUGUCUAUUCAAAGAAGCAUGUGGAUUACAAGCUAACUGUUUUACUGAAAGACAUGAGAAAAUCUGCACAUGUCCACCAGGAUUUACUGGUAAUGCCAGGAUUGAAUGUCAAAAGAUUGGAAUAUGUAACUCAGAUGAAGAGUGCCUGGUGGGAACUAUUUGUCAAAGUGGACAAUGUGUUGUAUUGCCAAAAAGAUGUUCUUCAGACAAUGAUUGUGCUCAAGGCCAGAUUUGUGAAGACACCAGUUGUGUGUAUGGAUGCCGAAGUCACAGUGACUGUGAGUUUUUCAUGGCCUGUAUGGAUCAUCAAUGUCAAGAUCCUUGCAGUAAAAAAGAUGUUUGUCACACUCUAGCUGUAUGCCAUGCCAUCAAUCAUCAUGCUGUUUGCCAUUGCCCUGAAGGUUAUACUGGAAAUGCAAAAAUACACUGUAACCCAGUGAUUGAAGAUUGCUCUGUUGACAUAGACUGUGAAUUGGGUAAACUUUGCAUCAGUAAUAAAUGUAUUGUUGGUUGUCGCAUUGAUUCCCACUGUCCAUAUGACAAGUCAUGUGUGGAAGGAUAUUGUAAAAACCCAUGCCAGCUGAAAGAUGCUUGUGGUGUCAAUACCUUAUGUCACGUUAUCAACCAUAAAGUAGAGUGUAUUCCAGAUGGAACCCAUUGUGAGAAUGAGGAAGAUUGCAAUGUUGAAGAGUGUUGCUCAGACAUGACAUGUGACUCUGAUAAAAUCUGUGAAAAUGGCAAAUGUGUUGUUGGAUGCCGUCGAGACUCUGACUGUACCUUUGAUAAAGCCUGCAUCAACAGCCAGUGUAUUGAUCCAUGCAGUAUGCAAAAUGUUUGCAGUCGAAAUGCAGAUUGUCGUCCAGUUGUACACAGACCAUUGUGUACUUGUAAACCAGGCUUCACAGGCCAGCCUUCUGAUUAUUGUAAACCCAUCCCAGGAAGCCAAGUUUCAUGUAAUGAGGAUAAAGAUUGUGAAAUUGAGAAGAUAUGUGAAGCUCACCAGUGUAUUAUGGGUUGUCGUGAUGAUAGUAACUGCCCAUUGAACAAAGCUUGUAUCACCAGACAGUGUCAAAAUCCUUGUACUUUCCCUGAGUCAUGUGGUAAAUAUGCUACCUGUGUCCCUAACAACCACAGGCCUGUAUGUACAUGCCCAGUUAGUUUUACAGGUGAUCCCAAUGUGCAGUGUACUCAUACCCCUAUUGAUGUCUGCACUAGAGAUGAAGAAUGUUCUAUUGGAAAUAUAUGUGAAGAAGGAACUUGUAUUGAUGCUUGUCGUACUGAUAAUUCCUGUCCUUAUGAUAAGUCAUGCAUUAACAAAAGGUGUCAGAAUCCUUGCAGUUUUUAUGGAACUUGUGGCAUUCGGGCCAACUGUCGACCAGUCAACCAUGAAGCAGUAUGCUCAUGCCCACCUGACUACAUAGGGAAUGCUGAUAAACUGUGUGUUCCUGAGACAACUGAUGUAUGCAAGUCAUAUGAAGACUGUGGCUUUGGCUCCAUUUGUGUUGGUGGAAACUGUCAAGAGGGUUGUCUCAGUGACAAUGACUGUUCUUCUGAUCUGGCUUGCAUAAGUCAACACUGUCAGAACCCUUGCACAAUUCCUGGUUCUUGUGGUAUUAAUGCAACAUGCAUUAGUGAUUUUCACAGGCCAAUCUGUAGUUGCAAGAUAGGUUAUGUGGGAGACCCGUAUGUGAAGUGCACUUUAGGGAAUGAGAGCUAUUGCACUACAGAUGCUGUCUGUCCUAUACAACAAAUCUGUGAGAGUUUCAGCUGUGUUAUUGGUUGUCGUAGUGAUCACAACUGUGCUUUUGAAGAAGCUUGCAUCAACCGCAUAUGCCAAAAUCCAUGUAGUGUUUUUGGUGCUUGUGGACGGAAUUCCAUAUGUGAACCUAUCAAUCACCAGCCAGAAUGCUCUUGUCCACCAAAUUUCCGUGGAAAUCCUAAUGUUAUUUGUAGCAGUGACAGAGAUGGGGAUUGUAACAAAGACCAAGACUGUGAGCUGGGGGAAAUCUGUAACAACAACCUAUGUAUUGGUGGUUGUAGAGAUCAUAACAACUGCCCAAACAACAAAAUUUGCUUCAGUGGCCAAUGUCAGAAUCCAUGCUUGCUUCCAAACAGCUGUGGGCAAAAUGCUAUGUGCCAGCCAGUCAAUCAUGAAGUUGUAUGCAGCUGCCCAGAAAAUUUUAUUGGUAACCCUUAUGUUAAAUGUCAUCCAGUCACUGAUCCAUACUGCAAGAAAGAUGUCGACUGUCCUAUUGGGAAGAUUUGUAAAACUGAUAAAUGUAUUGUGGGCUGUCGAAGUGAUGCUAACUGUGGAUUUAAGGAAAGUUGUCUGAAUAAUCAUUGCCAAAAUCCAUGUAAAAUAUUUGGAGCCUGUGGUGAAAAUGCAGAGUGCCGACCGCACAACCAUGAUCGAGUGUGCACUUGUUUACCCCAAUUUACAGGAAAUCCAAGGCUUCAAUGUGUUCCAAUUCCAGUUAUUCAUUGCAAGGAAGAUCUUGAUUGUCUUGCUGGUCAGAUAUGUGAAGGAAGAAGGUGUUCCGAUGGCUGUCGUACUGAUAGUAACUGUCCAACAGACAAAGCCUGUAUUCGUAGUAAAUGUGUGAACCCAUGUGACCAGAGUGGUGUUUGUGGUAAGAAUGCAUAUUGUAUCCCUGUCAACCACUUUUCAAGGUGUCGUUGCCCCAGUGGCUUCACUGGAAAUCCAGAAAUCCUGUGCAAGAAAGUUGAUGAAACACAAUGCAAGGAUGAUGAGAACUGUGCUGUUGGUUUUAUAUGCCAUCGUUCACAGUGUAUAGUGGGUUGUCGUACUGAUAGUAACUGUGCUUUUGAUGAGGCUUGCAUCAACACUGUCUGCCAGAAUCCCUGCUUAGUUGGUGGUGCUUGUGGUGUGAAUACUUUAUGUCGAACUUUGAACCAUACUGCUGUGUGUACUUGUUUGCCAGGUUAUACAGGUUCUCCCAGAGCUGGUUGCUCCAUAGCAUGGCCUAUUUGUGAAGUUGGUAGUGACUGUGGAAAUGGCUUUGUCUGUGUAAAUCAAAAUUGUAAAGAUAUUAAUGAGUGUCUUCAAGGUCAUAGCCCUUGUGCUGUGGGAGCAGUUUGUACAAACCUGGCAGGUUCUUAUAAGUGUUCAUGCCCACCUGACCUUAUUGGAGAACCUUACACUGGUCACUGCCAUUACCCUGAAUGCAGAGAAGACUCCCAUUGCAAGCCAACUGAAGGUUGUAAUGUGGAAACAAAAACAUGCUAUAAAGUUUGUUCACAAUCAGAUAUUUGUGGAAAAAGAGCUAAAUGUAAGGCCAACAAUCACCAUGCAGAGUGUUAUUGUCCUAGUGGACUCACAGGAAACCCUAACUUGGAGUGUACAAUAAUACAACAAUGUGUCCGACACGAAGAAUGCCUUGGCAAUCUUCUCUGCAUUGGUGAUCAUUGUGGAUGCCCUCCUCCUCUUCAUCAGGAAGGAUUUUUCUGUAUUUUAGAAAACGUACAUGUUCAUCUACAAAUCCAUGUCCAGAAAACCAGGAAUGUAUGUAUACAAAUGAACAGCGUAGUUUGUGUGUGUGCCCAAGAGGCUUUGUUUUGACAUCAAAUGGACAUUGUAGAGAUCUAAAUGAAUGUGAACAAGCACCAUGUGGAAGAGGAGCCCAGUGUUUCAACACUGAGGGAAGCUACAUUUGUAAAUGUCCAACUGGAACAGUUGGUGAACCAAACUAUGGAGGAUGUA
Molecule: messenger RNA, 11156 nt
Organism: Limulus polyphemus (Atlantic horseshoe crab)
Lineage: Eukaryota; Metazoa; Arthropoda; Merostomata; Xiphosura; Limulidae
Product: fibrillin-1-like
Exons: 96
Molecular function (GO): calcium ion binding
Source: RefSeq, a predicted model, not a curated record